ACUCUUGUAGAUGCCUUUUUGUUUCUUUAUGACUGUGGGGGUGGGGGGUUGGUUGAAUACAGGGUAAUUGCGCCAAAUGUAUCUGCCACUGCUUUCAUAUUUGAAGACCAAAGACAGGCUGUGCUAAGACAUUGAGACCCUAGACUGUGAAUGGAUUUUGAUUGGACACAAUCAGGUGAAGGUGCUGACAUGCGCUGAGGAUGAGUGAAGUGGCAGACAACUCGCUGGAGCCCAUGUGCUCCGAACGGAAACGCAAGAUCUCCACCUGCGAUACACCAGGCAUGGGAUGUGACAAGCGCAGGAAGGAGCAGGAGAGUAACUACAUGGAGGAGCUGGCCGAGCUGAUCUCUGCCAACUUCGGCAACAUGGACAGCUUCAACGUGAAGCCAGAUAAAUGUGCCAUCCUCAAGGAGACCGUUCGGCAGAUCAGGCAAAUCAAAGGGCAAGGGAAGAGCUCGUGCAGCGAUGACGAUGUCCAGAAGGCAGAUGUGUCAUCCACCGGUCAAGGGGUCAUUGACAAGGACCAUCUGGGACCGCUGCUGCUACAGGCCCUGGAUGGCUUCCUGUUUGUGGUGAACCGGGAGGGCAGCAUCGUAUUUGUGUCUGACAAUGUGACCCAGUACCUGCAGUACAAACAGGAGGAGCUCAUCAACACCUCCGUCUACAACAUCCUCCAUGAGGACGACAGGGAGGAGCUGCACAAGAACCUGCCCAAGACCAAGGCACCCAACGGUGGGUCAUGGGGAGGAGAGGCACCGCGGCAGAAGAGCCACACCUUUAAUUGUCGUAUGCUGGUGAAGUACGGUCACGGGCAGAGCCAUCAGAACCAUGGUCCGUCUGAGGGGCCCAACAGGCAGCGCUACGAGACCAUGCAGUGCUUCGCCCUGACUCAACCCCGUACCAUAAUGGAGGAGGGAGAAGACCUGCAGUCGUGUAUGAUCUGUGUGGCCCGGCGCGUCACUGCAGUGGAGAGGACCGAGAGGUUCAGCACCCGCCAUGAGCUCUCAGGUAAACUGAUAGAGAUCGAACAGCAGAGUUCUCUCCACACCACCAUGCGGCCAGGAUGGGAGGACCUGGUGAGGCGCUGCAUGCAGAUGUUCCUCCAUCGCAGUGAGGGCCAUCCCUGGUCCUACAAACACCACUACCAUGAGGCCUUCCUGCAUGGCCGUGCCGAGACGCCGUCUUACCGGUUCUCUCUCUCCGACGGCACCCCGGUCACUGCGCAGACCAGGAGCGAGCUCUGUCGUAGCCGCGCCGCCAAUGAGCCACCCACCUUCCUCUCUACCCAUCUGCUACAGAGGGAGCAGAAUGGUUACCAAACCAACCAGGGGGGAGUGAUGAGGCCCCAGGGCAUGGGCGUCACCAACCCCAACACUCAGAUGAACAUGGCCCCUGGAGGGGGCAGUGGUGGCAUGAACAGGGGCUACGGUAUGGGGGCAGAGCAGGGGCACAUGGGACAGAGAGGCAGCCCCUCGUACACAGGGGGAAAUGGGAUGAACUCCAUGAAUCCGAUGAAUCAAAUGAACCGCUCGUUGCAUCAAAUGAACUCACAGACGAAUUCAAUGGGUCAACCGAUGAACAACAUGAGUCAGAUGAAUUCCAUGAAUCAAAUGAACUCCAUGCGUCCAAUGAACUCUCGGAUGAAUUCCUUGAACCAGAUGAAUUCUAUGAGUCGGAUUAACCAGAUGAAUCAAAUGAACCAGAGGAAUCAGAUGAACCACCCUGGAACGCAGCAGCAGUAUCCACAGCAGCAGCAGGCCCCAUUCCAUGGAGUGGGAUACAGCAUGGGGGGCAUGACCAGCCCCCCACAGAGCAGUCCAGGGAUGAACGCCCCCCAGCAGAACAUUGGCUCCCCUAGAGUAAGGAGGAGCCCAAAAAUAGGUGCUAGCCCCUUCUCCCCAGGAGGUAUGCAUUCUUCCAUGAGCUUGGGUCACCCAGGUGGUCCUGGAGGCACAGGUGGUAGCACCAGUUUCUCCAGCAGCUCCCUGAGUGCCCUCCAGGCCAUCAGUGAGGGGGUGGGCACCUCUCUACCCUCGGCCCUCCCCACGCCCCUGAACUCUCCCCCCACACACAAGCCUGACAGCUGCCUCGGCGCCAACUCCACCCAGCAGGGGCAGUGCCACGGUGGAACCUGUAAACAAGGCAGUUCAGACUCCAAGAGCCCGGGCAACACACUGGCCAGUGGAGGAGAGCAGCAGCACACCCCCACCACAGAGGUGACCCCAGACAGCCAGGCCAACAGUGAGGGCCCAGCCGGGGGAGAAGCCAACCGACCGAGCCAUGACAACAACGGGGGCCACAAAAAGCUCCUGCAGCUCCUCACCUCCCCUACGGAGGAGCUAGUGCCCCCUAACCACCAGGCCGGCCCUGGCAACACUCCCAUGGGCUUUGAGUCCAAGGAGGGAUUGGGGGGUUUGACCAGCCCCUCCACAGGCGUAUCCUCUUCCACGGCUGCAGUAGGACAGCAGGGCCUAGGAGCAGCUGCUGCAGCAGCACACUUUGCCAACCAGUCCCUGCAGGAGAAGCACAAGAUUCUCCACAAGCUGCUGCAGAAUGGCAACACCCCAGACGAGGUGGCCCGCAUCACAGCCGAGGCCACUGGGAAGGUCACAGAUGGUGGGGGUCCAGAGGCUGGGCCAGGAGAUCCAGAAGAGGGACCAGGGGCGAGGGGGGCUGAGGUGAAACAAGAACUUCACAGCCCCAAGAAGGAGAAGACCCACGCCCUCCUCCACUAUCUUCUCAAAAAAGAUGACUCCAAAGGAGCAAGGGGUGAUGUCCAACCAAAGGGCAGAGGAGCCCAGGGAGCAUCCUCAGUGGUCACGACGUCUGAACCCAACCCCAUUGUGGAGCAGGUCAAGACUGAACCACCUGAUGAGUUGGAAACUCUGGAGACAAUUCUCGGAGGCCGCAGGAACUCUAGCUCCGGGUUUAAUCCCGAACCGGACUCCAGAGCAGGAAAAGAAGGGGGAAACCAGCAGGGAAAUGGCCCAGGCAGUUUCCAUGAUGUGGAGAGAGGAGCCAUGCUGCCUGCCCGGCGUGGGCCCCUCCAGAGGGCUCUGUCAGUGGACGCUAAACCCCUGGUUGGUGGUGGAUGCCUGGCGGGGCGGAGGAACGUUCCCUGCCCCAUGCUCAUCAAACAGGAGAACGUGGAGGCCCACAUCCGGCCAGGCAUGACCAACGGCUUCCCUGGACCAGGAGGCAUGGGUGUGUGUCCACUACGGGGCGGUGCCGGCACAAGUAUGAACAGGGGUAUGGGGAUGCCACAGGGGCCUCCCAUGGCAGGGCAAGGUGACUGGGGGAUGCCCAGGUCCAGUGGAAGUCCUGUGGGGGUGCCAGGUCACCCCUCAAUGGGCCGGCCAGGGAUGGACUUCAACUCCAAGGGCAUGAUGAGAGGCCCCAUGGUCAUCAGGUCCAACAGUUUACCUGGCAACACCAGGUCUAUGCUGCAGCAGCAACUCGUAGAAAUGGGUUCCAGUGAGGUGAAUAUGGGGAUGAGUCCCUUCAGUGGGCAGGGUCCUCCACCUCUGUCCCCCUCCUGGCCUGACAGUGCAAUGGGAAUAGACGGACCACCAGCUACCACAAAUAGGCGUCAGUUUGGGAACCCCCUGGAUGAGCUCCUGGUGCCGCCCUCCACCAGCCAGGGGCAGAGUGAUGAGCUGGCGCUGCUGGACCAGCUGGACUCUCUGCUCAACAACACUGAUGUUAUUGCCCUUGAGGAGAUCGACCGGGCCCUGGGCAUCCCCGACCUCGUAGGACAGAGUCCUGGUCCAGAGCAGCAGCCAGGUCCUGUCCCAGGACCAGACACCUCCAUGGGGAUGGAGCAGAAACCCAUGUAUGGCCAGGGGUACCCAGGACCCCCCUCCAUGGGCAUGCAGUCAGCCUAUGUGGCCAACCCCAUGCAGGGCCAGUCCCCUUCUGUCUUCAACCCCAUGAACCAGAUGGGGGCUCAGGCAGGCCCAGGGGGCUUCCCUGGCAUGGGGGGCAUGAGUCACCCCCGCGCCAACAUGAGACCCCGCAUGAUGAGUGCCACCAAGCCCCUCCGACUGCAGCUGCAGCAGAGACUACAGGGCCAGCAGUUCAUGAACCAGACCCGUCAGGCCAUGGGCAUCAAGAUGGAGAAUACCCCUACAGGAAACCCUGCGACACGGCCUGGGAUGGAGCCCAGCAUGAGCGGUCAGCCUGGCUUCUUGAAUGCUCAGAUGAUGGCUCAGCGCAGCAGAGAGAUAAUGACUAUACAGAUGAGGAGACAGCGGAUGAUGAUGCUAAUGCAGCAACAGCAGCAGCAGCAACAGGCUGCAGCAGGAGGCUUCAGCCCCCCUCCUAACGUAACGGCCCCUGCAGGCAUGGACAACCCCAUGGCAGGCCCACCCAUGAACCAGCCAGGACAGCAGCAGUUCACCUACGGUGGAAACUAUGGAAUGAACCAGCAGGGAGACCCCUCAUUUGUAGGCGCAGGCAGCAACAUGAUGCCAGGUCGCAUGGGAGGGCCUCAGAAUCCCGUGAUGCAACAACACCCCCAAGGCAGCCCUAUGUACCAGUCAGCAGACAUGAAAGGCUGGCCACAGGUUGGCAUGGCACGGAACAACUCAUACCCCCAGCAGCAGUUCACCCAGCAGGGGAACCCAGGCCAGUUUGGGGGGCCCAUGAUGAUGAAUGGCUCCAUGGGCGGGCCAGGUCCGGUCAGUGGUGCUGGUAGAGCACAGAUGGUCCAGAUGCAGGGCCAAAUGUCUGGGCAAAUGCAGGGGCAAAUGCAGAUGGGCACGAACUCCAUGGGAAUGGGCAGAAUGCCAAUGGGACCUGAACAGAAAUAUUGCUGAAAACGUAUGUAAUCAAUAAGAGCCUUCACCAGGAAGGCAGCAGAGACUACAGUGCACCACCUGGGUGGGUGGGAGAUGGCCUGGCCAGGGGCCACCAGACACAGCGCCAAGAUCUGCUCCCGCCACUGUUCUCAGACCUGUGUGUAGAGAGACUCGAAAGAAGCCUCAGUGAGAAUGAGAGACUGAAAUAAAGACACCUCAUACCUAAUGCAGCCCCUCAAUGUAGGUUUCUUCUCUCUGGAGGAGUAUAUGAGUGGCUUAGUUCAAGAAGACGCCAUGCUUUCUCUUCCUCUAACCUGUGGGAGUGUGAUCGGCGUCCUGCCUUCUACACCAGAGGAGGCCUCAUCGUGUGUGUUAGUCGGGUUCCGUUGCAAAACAUUUUGCAACAGAUACCGUUUACUCUUGGAAGCAAAUGGAACAGAACUGAGGUACCUACCUGAAUUUGUCCAAUAGAAACCUGUUUUUGUUGCAAAAAAAUUAUCCAUUUGGAGUAAACUGUUUCCGUUGCGAAAUGUUUUGCAACGGAAUCCGACUAACACCUCUUGACCCCUGGAGCUAGCUGUCAUGCAGUAUUCAGCAUCAACACUGGGAAACAGAAUCUAUUUGGGAACAGGAUGGGAUACGGUACAACUAGCUAUGGCUGCACUUUACCAGAACGCUUCUAUGUAAAAGGAUUGUUGCAAUAUUUCUUAGUCAUUACAGCCUUACCAGCGAUUCAAUGCAUUCACAGCAUUGGGUUUCUUUUCCUUUUAUCCUUUGGAUGCACCUCGUUUUAUUUUUAAAUCAUCAGGAGCUAUAAGCACAGGUUAUUUCUAUAUAUUAUGCAGAUUCAAGCAAUAAAAACUCUGCUUUAAACGUGAACUGAGCGUCAUGAACUCCUAAGCAAACGGUACUCCAGUAUUAGAUCAAAUUAGUCACGAAUGUAUUCUAUGUGAAUACAAAUUGUAAAUAUGCUAUAAAUGUAUCAUACAUGCUUUUUAUAGAUCACUUUUUUUUGCACAGUGUAAGACUUGGUCAAAUUCUAACUCAUCUUUGUCUAGAAGGUCAAUACACUUUUAGUUUGCAGUUAAUUUGAACCUUUUGGAACAUCAGUGAGGGUGUGUGUUUCCCAUUUUCCACUUGAUCCUUGUCUUCUGAACAUUUUUUUUUUUUACGUGAUAAAAGCCAUCUUUCUUUUUAGAAGCACUUUUACUUCUGAUUUGGUGUGUUGACUGUUUGGAACUUCUGAAAUAAUCAAAAGGUUUGAUGGUGAAUGAAGAAAGGACAGUCCCUCAAAUGAGCAGAUGGUUGGCAAGCUGAUGUGUAGGAUACAGAUAUGUAAACAUUGUACAAAAAGAUGGGAUGGGGGGACAGUUUCAGGAGUUAACAAGGGACUGUUCCUAAAGUAGUUAUUGUUCCUUCCCUAGCUCUCGCCUUCAUCAUUUCCUUUGACUGUUACUCUUCACUCUGAGAAAUCUACCUUAACUGUGCGCAAUCCAAAGAUAUUUUUCCAGUUCAUUGUAUAGCUUCUGACGUUGACGGUGUACAUUUUUUAUCUAUGCAUUGUAUAUGCAGACAGUUACCGGGUACAUUUUAUGAAAUGAUAAAUGCAUAUUUUGAUUUUGUACUGAAAGCAUAGGGGACUGCGUAUUGUUCAGAGGCCAGUGGGUAGUUAACAGUAGCAGUAAUGUGUGGAUCUAUAAUUGACUGGCAAAGUCCUUUGCUGUGGAAGAGGAAUACCAUAUGGAUUUUUUUUUCUCUCAAAAUAUACAUUUUCAAUGUCCUGUUUUUAAUCACUUCAUAAAAUUACCUAGGUAGAAUUUAAAUAAAGAGCAAAAACAAAGGAUCUUUUCACCUGGGUAUUCUUAUUUUGUUUCCUUUUUUAUUUCAUAGGAUGUAUAUGACAGUUUGUCCUGAUUUUGAUGUAAAUGUUUAUUUAAACUCAUGACUCCCAACUGUAGUUUUUUUUUGCCCGCUGUUCAUUAAUAAAGAAGAAUUGAGGGGAGUG
This is a messenger RNA of Oncorhynchus kisutch (coho salmon), 6804 nucleotides long. Its product is annotated as nuclear receptor coactivator 3. Gene Ontology annotation, biological process: cellular response to hormone stimulus; positive regulation of transcription by RNA polymerase II. The transcript has 22 exons. Lineage: Eukaryota; Metazoa; Chordata; Actinopteri; Salmoniformes; Salmonidae. The record is from RefSeq and is a predicted model, not a curated record. Gene Ontology annotation, molecular function: protein dimerization activity; nuclear receptor binding. Gene Ontology annotation, cellular component: nucleus. The coding region runs from base 201 to 4817 and encodes 1538 amino acids.